CAUUGAUAGGUGGCACUGACUGGCACUGAUGGGUGACACUGAAAGGCAGCUCAGAUGGGCACUGAUAUGUGGCAUUGAUGUGCACUGGUAUGCACUGAUAUGUGGCAUUGAUGUGGCACUGAUGGGCACUGGCACGUGGCACUGAUGAGCACUGACUGCUGGCACUGAUGGACACUGACAGGUGGCACUUCUGGGGCCACACUGAUCAUCAGGGCACACUGAUCAUCAGUGCCCUGAUGAUCACUGUCAGCGUGACAGCUCGAGAGGAGAGAAAUGCCGAUAACCGGCAUUUCCGUGUUUACAUGUGAUCAGCUGUGAUUGG
Molecule: messenger RNA, 322 nt
Organism: Staurois parvus
Lineage: Eukaryota; Metazoa; Chordata; Amphibia; Anura; Ranidae
Source: the annotation of a GenBank genome assembly